AAUCAGAUGCUGGAAAUCUGAGCAACACACACAAAAUGGAAAGGGUUUGACAACUUGCGGAAGUACAUUACUGAAGCUUGCUUCGGCAAGGUCUAACGGUCCACCCCAUCCUAAGUAUGAUUUCACGGAGCUGUCAGUCACCGACUCUGGCAAUGGUGCCUGGCACGGGAACGAUUCUGCGCCGUUUGUAUCUUCCUGUCCCAAUAAUGGAUGUUGUAGGCUGCGUUUUGCUCCUGGUACACAUCUCACUAACUCUGGCGGCGGCGUUCCUGCUGUUCUGGGCGUUUAAAAACAAGCAUCCGGCGGCGCCUCCGUGCAUUGGCAGCUGGAUUCCCUGGAUCGGCGCUUCUUUCCACUUCGGAAAAGCGCCGCUUCAAUUUAUCGAACAAGCCAGAGCGCAGUAUGGAGCAGUAUUUACCGUGGUAGCUGCUGGGAAGCGACUGACCUUUGUUACAGAAGAAGAGGAUAUUGAGAUAUUCUUUAAAUCUAAGAAUGUUGACUUUCAAGAAGCGGUACAGGAGGCUGUCUGGCGUACGGCUUCUAUAAGUAGGAAGAGUUUUAUGAGGAGCCACACAGCUGUACAUGAUAUGAUAAAAUGGAGAUUGGCUUCAUCAAGAUUGCAUCUCUUCUGCAGUAACCUGUCUAAGGAAUUCAACGAGUGUCUCCUGCACCUUGGAACCAAAGGCACUGAUGACUUGUAUGACCUUGUCUGGCAUAGGAUGUAUUCUGCAGUGGUGAACAACUUGUUUGGAAAAGGUGUAUGUCCUACUGAUAGGAACACAGUUAAAGAGUUUGAGGACCACUUCCAGAAGUUCGAUAGAAGUUUUGAAUUUGGUUCCCAAUUACCAGAAUUUUUACUAAGAGACUGGUCUAAAUCGAAGCACUGGCUUCUGUCUCUCUUUGAAAGUAUCGUAGCCAAGGUUGGAAAGGUGAAGCCAGCAGACGAUGACUCAAAGACUUUGUUGCAGCACCUUCUUGAUACUUUGGAUGGGAAUUGUACUGCUAAUUACAGUUUAUUGAUGCUCUGGGCUUCCCAAGCCAAUGCACUUCCAGUCACAUUCUGGACCCUUGCGUUUAUUAUUUCAAGCCCACUUGUUUAUAAGACCAUUAUGCAAGAACUCUGUUCUUUUUUUAAUAAUCAAGCAAAUAAAGAGACUGAAAUGGACGUCGCUGAUCUACAAAAGCUCCCAUACUUGAAGUGUUGCAUUUUAGAGACACUUCGUUUACGAGCACCAGGAGUUAUUACAAGAAAAGUGAUGCAACCUCUGAAAAUUAAAAAUUACAUUAUUCCUUCUGGAGACAUGCUCAUGUUGUCGAUUUAUUGGGCACACAGAAAUCCCAAAUAUUUUCCUGAACCGGAAAAGUUUCUUCCUGAUCGAUGGAAGGAAGCAGUCACAGAAAGGAAUGUUUUUUUGGAUGGCUUCAUGGCUUUUGGAGGAGGCAGAUAUCAGUGUCCUGGAAGGUGGUUUGCAUUGAUGGAGAUCCAAAUGUUUGCUGCUCUGAUACUUUACAAGUACGAGUUUACUCUCUUGGACCCUGUCCCAAAAGAGAGCCCUUUUCAUUUAGUAGGAACCCAGCAGCCACUGGGUCCUUGCAAAGUUGAGUAUAAAUCCCGAUGACUGCUUCCGUGCCCAGUGUAAGAACUGCAGUCAAUGAUUAUGUGUAUGUUGGAAGUAAUUACCACAGAACAACAGUUAGAUCAUGGUAAAAGGCAAUCUUGUUCAGCAAGAGGAUUGGUAAAGACGAUAAGGAAGUUUGGGAGAAUUGGAUCAAUAUGGCACUUCUCCAAGCAGAGUAGCUCAUACAAUAUGAGGAUUGUGAAACAAAGGGAGAAUGGAUUAAGAACACCUUCCAACACGACAUUUGAGAUACAGCAUCGCAAGCAAGGCUGGUCAAAGUGGAUCACUACACACUAAUAGCAAAAGUGCAGAGCUCUUACAUGGGGGCGACAAAUGAGAUAACGUGUAACUGGAAUUCAGUCACACGCAAGCCCAGAAAUUCUGUUUGGGACAAUAUUUUGUGCUAUAUGAAUGUAUUUAUCCAAAAUUCUCAAUUGGAUACAAUGCACGUAGAGCUUAGUUCUAGACAACACACGCCUUCAAAUCCGCAACCUCUUGAACAGUCGUCACUAAAAUUACCAUUGUUACGAUCUUCACAUCUUUAAUGUGUCUGAUCUAACUUUGUUUUAUGUGUCAAAUGUUAAGUUGCUGAGAGAGACUCUAAAUAAAUGCAACUUACAGUUGACAUUUAAAGAAGACAAUUCCUAUGCACUGAGUUGUUUUCAGAUCAUUGAGAUAAUUUGCUGUUGUGAUACUCUUCCUUGAAUAAGAUAUAGGAUAUGACAAAAUAAAAUUAAAAUCUUAAUAAGGGAUCACUGAGAGCCAAUCUUAUAAAUUAAGCACUGAAAGAAUACAGCUGGUGGACUGGUAGUUACUGUCUAUCUCUCUAUUCCAAUUUGUUCAAUAUUCCUUUUGAGCUAGUACCAGAAACAUUAAUAAAACUGGUGGAUGCUCCUUUUCUAUGACAGUGUUUUGUCUAGAUGUGCUCAAUGGUGGGGAGGGCUUUACCUGUGAUGGACUGGGCCGCAUCCAGUACUUUAAGGGUGGAGAAACAAUUCUGAUGGCAGUUAAAGAUGGACUGGAAUGCACAUCAGCUGGGCAGGAUUUGCAGGCCAUUACUUCCUACAAAGUGAAAUUCAACAUGAAACUGUGAUGUUCCACUCUCAAAUGAGCUCAAAGCCUUUUUUGCACACUUUGAAGGGAAGAAUAAAACUACAUCUGUGUGAAUCCCUGCAGCAUCUGGUGACCCUGUGAUCUCUGUCUCAAAGUCCAAUGUCAGAAUAUCUUUCAAGAUGAUGAGCCUUUGCAAGACAUUAAGCCCUGAUGGAGUUCUGAAACCUAUGCCAAGCAACUGGUCAGAAGGUUUAAAGACAUCUUCAGUCUCUCACAGCUGCAGUCAGAGGUUCCCACUUGCUUCAAAAGGGCAACAAUCAUACCAGUACCCAAGAAGAGCAGGGUAAGGUGCCUCAACACCUAUCCUCCAGUGGCACUCACAUCUAAUCUGAUGAAGUAUCUUGAGAGGUUGGUCAUGGCAAGAAUUAACUCCUGUCUAAGCAAAAACCUAGGCACACUGCAAUUUGCCUAUUGUCACAAUACCCCUGCAAUGGAUGCAAUCUCACUGGCUCUCCAUUUGGCCUUGGAUCACCUGCACAAUAGCAGUAACUACAUCAGGCUGCCAUUUGCUGACUAUAGCUCACCAUGCAACACAAUCAUACCCUCAGUUCAAGUCAACAAGCUCCAUAACCUGGGCCUCUGGACCUCCCUCUGCAAAUGGAUUCUCGACUUCCUCAAUGGGAGACCGCAAGCUGUAUGGAUCAGAAUUAACAUCUCACUGUAAAUCAAUGCUGGCACAGCUCAAGUAUGUGUGCUUAGCCCACUGCUCUAUUCUCUACACCCAUGACUGUGUGGCUAAGCACAGCUCAAACACCAUCUAUAAAUUUGCUAAUGUCACAACUAUUGUUGGCAGAAUUUCAGACACUGAUGAAGAGGUGUACUGGAGCAAGAUAAAUCAGCUGGUUGAGUGGUGUUGCAGCAAUAAUCUUGCACUCAUUAUCAGUAAGACCAAGGAAUUGUGGACUGAAGGAAGGGAAGUUGAUGGAACACCCACCAGUCUUCCUUGAGGGAUUAGAAAUGGAUCGAGGGAGCGGUUUCGAGUUUCUGGCUGUCAACUUCUCUGAGGAUCCAUCCUGGGCCAAACAUAUUGGUGCAAUUACAAAGAAGGCAUGGCAACAGUGAUAUUUCAUUAGGGAUUUUAAGAGAAUUGGUAUGCUAUCCAAGACACUCGCAAAUUUCUACAGAUGUAAUGAGGAAAGCAUUCUGACUGGUUGCAUCACCAACUGGACCUGGUAUGAAGUGGCCACUGCAUAGGAUUUGAAAAAGCUGCAGAAAGAAGUAAACUCUGCCAGGUCCAUCAUGGGCACUAUUCUUCCAAGAAUCCAGGACAUCUUCAAAAGGCACUGCCUCAAAAAGGUGGCAUCCUUUAUUAAGGACCCCAUCACCCAGGACAUGCCCUCUUCUCAUUGCUACCAUCAAGGAGGGGGUACAGGAGCCUGAAGACACACACUCAACAUUUCAGUAAAUGCCUCUUUGCCCUCUCCCAUCUGAUUUCAGAAUGGACAAUGAACCCAUGAACACUACCUCGGUAUUUUCCCUCUCUUUUUGCACUACAAUAUGUAAUUUAAUAUGUAUAUAUUUCUUAUUGUAUUUUAUACUUUUUAUUAUGUAUUGUAAUUUACUGGGGCAGCGAAACAAAAAAUUUCACAACAAAUGCCAAUGACAUCAAACCUGAUUCUGAUUCUGAAAUCAAACAGAAAUUUUCUCCUCUGCACCUGGUAAAUUAUUCUUUUUUAAAAUGUUAAAUCUGUUAACACUCAUUUUAUUAUGUUUAUCCCAUCCAAUGUUUCAUGGCAUUUACCUGAAAUGCCACGUCAAACUCUCUCUUGUGAAUGCAUUGCAAAAAUAGUCAUUAAGAACCUUACCACAUUGUCUGCUUCCACAUGUAAGUUACUUUUUCAUCCCUAAUAUGCGUUCUUUCGUUAUCCUCUUGCACUUUGUAAAACAUCUUUAGAUUUUCUUUGAAUUUGCUCAUCUAUAUAUUUAAUGCUUGAUUUCUAAUUUCAUCCCUCCACUCUGUACAUUUCCAGACCUUCUACUGUUCCUGUCUUUGGCAUGUUUCCAUUUCUUGCUUUAUCCUGCUUCUAAGUAUCUUGUCAUCUAGAUUUAGCAGGACCCAUCACUUCUUUUGUGACAACAUAUUUAUCCCAAACCUUACAGACUUUUUACCAAUUUAUCAUAGCUCCCCGACAAGUUCACUUUUCCUGAAUCAUCAGACUGGAACAGGUGACUUCGGAUCUUUAUUCCUAUUGAAUAUCCAAGCUUGUCAAAAAGUUUGUUUGAUCUGCAUUAAGUUUCCUGUUCUUUUGUUCAGGCUUGUGUCAGGAUUUGUGUUUUAAAUUGGUGUACUGAAUUGGCA
Hypanus sabinus (Atlantic stingray) is the source of this 5031-nucleotide messenger RNA. RefSeq names its product 24-hydroxycholesterol 7-alpha-hydroxylase (gene cyp39a1). Gene Ontology annotation, biological process: bile acid biosynthetic process; cholesterol homeostasis. The coding region runs from base 117 to 1619 and encodes 500 amino acids. The transcript is spliced from 13 exons. NCBI's taxonomy places the organism in Eukaryota, Metazoa, Chordata, Chondrichthyes, Myliobatiformes, Dasyatidae. The record is from RefSeq and is a predicted model, not a curated record. Gene Ontology annotation, molecular function: steroid hydroxylase activity; iron ion binding; oxidoreductase activity, acting on paired donors, with incorporation or reduction of molecular oxygen.